Messenger RNA from Pelobates cultripes (western spadefoot toad), 3489 nucleotides. Lineage: Eukaryota; Metazoa; Chordata; Amphibia; Anura; Pelobatidae. The record is from the annotation of a GenBank genome assembly.
AGAUCAAUCGAGCUGCAGAAAGUGCGAUCUGAUGGCUGCCGCUGGUCUCACGCCUGUAUGGCGGCUGCGGGCUCUCAUAACCCAUUCCGUGUCCGCUCUGACCGGCCGCUUAGUGACUGGCAGCGGACCGUGUUACUCCUCACUCCCAGGGGAUGACCAUUCUACCGAGACCGGCUUCCAGUCCGAGGAGGAUGACAUAGAGGACAUAAAGAGGUACCAUAACCACUUCCUGGGCAUGGCCCCUGGUCCUUUAACUGACAGCCAGGGCUAUUCAUCAAACUGCGCAUUGCAAAAGUCAAGAGAAAACAGCCAAGCUAUUAGAACAUGUCCAUAUGAGCUAUGUUUGCUUUUCAGAUUUCAGUUCACUAUUCACUACAAUUUGGAGUUUAUUAUAUAACCCUGACUGUGUAAUGAAGACACCCUGGUGGUGCCCUGACCGUGGAGUAGUUAAAGCGGCACUCUGAGUACCAUAACCACUACUUGUGAUGCCAGGAAUGUGUGGUGCCAUCACACUGUUAAGAGUCACUCCAUUUACAAAUGUCGCAGGGUCCCAUCAGUCCAGACUGUACCCCAUCUUCACAGGUAUUGCUAAAGCAGAAAUUCUCCUUCUACAUUACAUAUAUGCAUUUUUUUUUUCUUAUUUGCAUGGAAUUAAGUGGCGGAAACAUGUGGCCAACAUUCCCAUCCAACAAAUGCCAUCCAGGCAUGUACGGAAAUUAUAAUGCUAAUGCAGAAGGGAUACUUAUGCUUAAUCGAUACCGUGAAGAGGGAUAACACUGCAUUUGUCUGGGACCACGGCUCUGUUUUUUAAACCUUUUGAAAACCGAGCAUUAUAGUUGUUGUCAUGGUGUUAAGAAAUUAUACUUACCUGAUGUACUUUCAACUAAAUGCUGCCACUAUCUUGUCUCUGGUAGUUUUACUGUGCAGGAGAUAACUCAGUUGUGUGGUUUUGCGCAUCCUAAAGAAUACAAAAUUAGAGUCUAUUGAAGAUACCGCAAGACAGGUUUAUGGAUCUUCCAUGGCUUUAAUGAUGCAAGCGCAAGAACGUGUUAUAGGCACCUAUAGUGAAUCACGUGGUAGGAUGCAUAUUCCCAUCAGCUGUCAUCAGUGAUAACCGAUGGGAAAUAUCAGUAUGUGGUAAAAUUAGUUCCCUACAUGAGGCAAAGUAGUCCCUACCUUGCUGGAAUUUCAAAGAAAAAAAAAAUAGAUAUUUAUAAAAUAAUAAAUUAUAAAGUAACAAUGCUGCUUUAACAAGAACCACAAGUUUCUAAGAAAUUGUUAGCUCCCCUGAGCUAAUCACUGCAAUGCAGUAUCUCUGGUACUGGAGGUGGGGAACAGCGCAAGGCGAAUCCAGAAGAAAAAUAAAUUGAUUUUAAAGUUUGGUUAGUCGCCAGAUCUACUGUCUCCAUACAAAGUGGUUAUAGUGGUUAUGGUACUAUUGUGUGCUUACCAAUUACUAUUAAGCCUGGAUUGUUUGGCUUUCUUUCAUUUUUAGAAUCCUCAGCAAUAGAUUAAAAAGAAAAUAUGCAUGUGUGUUUUCUUGUCUUGAGUCUGUAUGCAUCCAUGAACUUGUUACUUUUUCUUUCCCAGAGCACUAAAAAGACAGCAGAAGGCUAUAAAGUUCCAAAAAAUUAAAAGAGAGUUUGAACCUCGUGGCCCACCAGAGAGGAUCCUGUCUUGGAAUGCAAUACAACAAAUCCGGUAAAAAAACAAAAACUUGCAAAAUCAGUGGUUCCCAAGUGCAUACACACAUGCAGAUGCCACCAUGUACUUUGCACACAUUGAAAAGGGGAUUUCAAUGAAUCCCUUAACGCCAUUAGGAUGAUCCAUGCCAUCCUCCACAGAGUAUGCUUAAACAACGUUAGGACAGCAUGAAACGUCCUGUACUUCUGUUGUGAGUAGGGUUAAAUCUCUGCUCAGACCAGGAAGACUCCAGUAUACCUGCGACUCUUGUUUGUCAUCUUGGGCCUUAUUUAGUAACCCCAGAGUAAUAAGUAAGUUUUAUGCAGCACUCAAACUGAGAACUGCACACAACCCUUCAAAUUCAUUUUAAUUAGCGUGACUGAGUGAUGGUGCCCCCAAUCUGAAGGCGACCCCCAUGCUUUGACAGGAACAGGGUCUCCCUGCAUUCCCAUUUACUGAUGGUGAUCAGCGCUGCCAACUGCCCAGCAUCAAUCUUUGUGUGAUUGGCAUGCCGAAGCUGCAGCAUGAGAGGGAGAUAUUCCUUCACUGAGUUAGGGUUAAUGCUGUUUUUGGAUUUAGUGUAAAAAUAGAGUUGGGGUUAGGGUUGGUGUGUGGUUCGUAGUAAGGUUACUCUAGAGUUAGUGUUAACUACCAAAAAUUUAUUUAGAUCCUAGACAUGUGGCACUUAACAAUUAGAAUCUUUUUUUGAGUUCUUCUUCUUUAGCUGGAUUUGAGUAGUAAAAAAAAUAUUAUAAGCAAAACUGUAAACAGAUUUUAUUUUUGUUUACAUUUUGUGUUAGGUAUACAUUUAGAAUUGCAAUGGUAUUUCAUUGAAUUUCUGUCAUAUUAGGGGUUUUAAGAAGAAAAUGUGUGGUGUAUGUAUGUGUAAAUGUAUAAUAAUAAUAAAAUGCCCCUAUGGGGCAGAAGCUCACACUUGCGAGCAAAGCUUUGUCACAUUAAAAAUGUUUAAUAAUAUUGACAAUACCUGUAAUCUGUAAGCGGCCUGCUGUAUUUUGUGAAAGCUUUCUGAUAUAUUUAAUAACAUCAUAGUGUGUGUUUGGUGAUUGUUUUCUCUUUAUUUUCCUCCUUCAGGUAUUUAAAGCAGAAUUUUCCAGAGGAAUGGACAGUGCCUCGUUUGGCGGAAGGGUUUAAUGUCAGUGUAGAUGUUAUCCGGAGGGUUCUGAGAUCAAAUUUUUCUCCACCUGAAAAACGAAAAUUAAAACAAGAUGUUAAAGUAGCUAAACUAUUAGGGCAAAGUGUCCCUAAGGAAUCCAGAAAGGACGUGUUACAUCUGGCUCCAGCUGCAAAAGAUUCGGCAGUACAACUUUUGUCAUCAGGACUCCGCAGCAAGCAAAUUAGGACCCCAAAACAUCAUGUUAUUCCUCCCUCAGAAACAUCACCGUCUUCAGCAAUAGCUUUGAGGGGAGAGGGCAAAAUUGGACAUGUAAGAAAGGAAAAUUUCCAGCUCAGUACACAACAAUCACAAAUAAAUCGGCCUGGCAUGACCCCUGCAAUGUCCUACAUGACUGCGACAAUUGCUGACAAUCCACAGUCAGACCUGGUGAAUGUUUUUGAUGAGGAGCAGGAAAACCUUGAUGAAGAAUGGGAUGGUGAAGUGUUAAGUGACCAUGAACUUGAAGAGUUGGCUGAAAGUGGCAUUAAAAACCAAAUGCAAGUUGUACAACAAGGAAGAGAGUUUUUUGACAGCAAUGGAAAUUUUCUGUAUAGGAUAUGAUCAUGGAAUGGGACAUUUACCUGCAUAAAUCCAGGAAUAAAAAUAUUUAAAUAAAAAUUUAAAAAAAUAAA